This is a messenger RNA of Olea europaea var. sylvestris, 1833 nucleotides long. RefSeq names its product AT-hook motif nuclear-localized protein 10-like. Gene Ontology annotation, molecular function: minor groove of adenine-thymine-rich DNA binding. NCBI's taxonomy places the organism in Eukaryota, Viridiplantae, Streptophyta, Magnoliopsida, Lamiales, Oleaceae. Bases 212 to 1327 code for a protein of 371 amino acids. The record is from RefSeq and is a predicted model, not a curated record. The transcript has 5 exons.
UGGAUUAUGUGAUGGGUACGACCCGACCCAAGCCGCCCUUGGAGAUGGAGGAGUAGUUUAGUUCUGUUCAGUCGGUUGAAGCCGUGCAUUCAGCCAUUUACCCUACCAGAAUAAAUCCGUAAAACCCUAAUUUGUAAACCUCUCUCCCUGAUCUCCAUUUCUUCCCUGUUUUUGAUUUCAUUUGGAAUUAUAUUGGCUUCUACUGUGAUUUAUGGAUUCUCAGGAUCCGUCUGCACCACCCCCACCGUUUCGUUCCCACCACCCUCAACAAACCCCAACCAUCUAUGCGGGUCACACUCACACUCACACUCAAACCCAACACCCCAACAACUCUUACCCCAUUUCCAGCAACAAUAGUUCUGCCACCACCACUGCAACUAUGAUGCAGCAACAAAAUCUGUACCCUUUUAACACCAUGGCUUCUGCCCCUGCGUCCAACCCACUGGAUCAUCACUUCUCAGAUAAAUUGGCUUCAGGUGGCAGUGGGGAGGCUGGAGGGUUCAGCAUUGAGUCUGCCAGAAAGAAAAGGGGACGGCCCAGAAAGUACUCACCUGAUAACACCAUUGGGCUUGGUAUGUCCCCUGAUCCUGCCACCAGGAUUUCCUCUGCUGUGGCCGUCACUGAUUCUGGUGGUGGGACCCCAUCGAUUGAAACUUCUGCCAAGCGCCACCGCGGUAGGCCUCCCGGUUCCGGAAAGAGACAGUUGAAUGCUCUAGGAGAACCGGGAGUUGGAUUUACACCACAUGUUAUUACCGUGAAUGUGGGUGAGGAUGUAGCUUCAGAGAUCAUGUCUUUCUCGCAGCAAGGACCACGUACUGUUUGCAUUCUAUCUGCUAAUGGUGCCAUAUGCAAUGUCACCCUUCGUCAACCAGCAAUGUCCGGUGGCACAAUAACAUAUGAGGGUCGAUUUGAAAUCAUCUCUUUGUCAGGUUCCUUCUUCCGGUCGGAGAGUAAUGGUGACUGCAGCCGAACUGGUGGUCUGAGUGUCUCACUGGCUGGGUCAGAUGGUAAAGUUUUGGGUGGUGGAGUUGCAGGAAUGCUUAAAGCAGCAUCACCAGUACAGAUUGUGGUGGGCAGCUUCAUUGCAGAUGGGAAGAAACCGAAGUCUGGGCCGUCUUUGGCUACACCUGUGCAUCUGUUGAACUCCCGAGCUCCAGCAAUAGGGGCCGGUCCUUCCUCAAGUGCUUCAAGUGAUUCUUCUGAGGAGAAUGAUGGUGGUUCUCUCAAUCGUGGCUCAGAACCUUACAGUGGACACCAAAUUCCGACUAUGCCAAUGUAUUCGAACAUGGCUUGGCCGAAUUCCACUAUCAAAAUGUUUCCUAACUAACCUCACUUUCCCUCGAAUAUUUCCUUCAUAGGUUCAAGGUUAAAGAGGUUCGUUCCCAAUGCUAAUAGGCAGAAUUCUUCCGUUAUUUGAGUCAAAUUUUUCCGUCAUAAUGUCAUUUUAUUCUCUUCAGCUCUUUAUUACUAUUAGGAGAUCAAGAUGUUUUCUUGCUGAUUCAAAUAUGGCUAAUUUACUGCAAGCUAAUGCAUGUUUCUGGCCUUCAUUCUUGGUAUUUACAUCGUAAGAAAGCUCUCACUAAUCACCAUGCAUGACCUACAUUUGAUGCAUUCCUGUGCCUUUCACUAUGAAGCUCGAGAAUGCAGACUUGCAUUGGUAUGUCGUCAUGAAAUCUUAGCACCAUUUGAUCUGUCUUGAAUCCUCUGUAACAAGUUGCCAAUGUUCUCGAAUGUAACUACCCUUUUUUCAAAACUACGUUGUUUCUUAUCAGUGCCGUCCAGUUCGAUCAGAAUACAAAACUGAAGUAAAUCGAAAAAACAGAUAUUUCUAUC